This is a messenger RNA of Periophthalmus magnuspinnatus, 2174 nucleotides long. RefSeq names its product presenilin 1 (gene psen1). Gene Ontology annotation, cellular component: membrane raft; endoplasmic reticulum; nucleus. The record is from RefSeq and is a predicted model, not a curated record. NCBI's taxonomy places the organism in Eukaryota, Metazoa, Chordata, Actinopteri, Gobiiformes, Gobiidae. The transcript has 11 exons. Gene Ontology annotation, molecular function: cadherin binding; beta-catenin binding; aspartic endopeptidase activity, intramembrane cleaving. Bases 144 to 1586 code for a protein of 480 amino acids. Gene Ontology annotation, biological process: Notch receptor processing; amyloid-beta metabolic process; membrane protein ectodomain proteolysis.
ACCGGAAGUUCCGCGAGAAGACAGGAACAACAAAGAGGAGAAAGUGCCCGGGUUUUAAAUGCACUAAAGACCACGCCACAAAUCAACACCUACAAACAAACAGCUGCAUGUAACAGAUUUGAAGAACUUCAUCACAGUUGGCCAUGGCGAACAAUGCUGAAGAUGUUGAAAAUAACAUGGACCAACAGGAGACCAGUGCUUCUCCAGAACCAGCCCCCCCACGGCCUUCCGAGUCCGGGCUGAGAUCCAGAGGAGGGUCUGGGGCGGGUGACAGAGGUGGAGGAGGAGGUGAUGGAGGAGGGGGAGGAGGGGUGGAGGGUCCAGAGCAGAACGGACAACCCCCAGCGGUGACCAACCCUCCUCGUGUGGUGGAGGCCGAGGAGGAAGAGGACGAAGAGAUGACCCUAAAAUACGGAGCCAAACACGUCAUCAUGCUUUUCGUUCCCGUGACGCUGUGCAUGGUGGUCGUCGUGGCAACCAUCAAGUCUGUGAGCUUCUACACCCAAAACGAUGGACAGAGGCUAAUCUACACUCCGUUCCCAGAGGAUACAGAAACAGUGGGGCAAAGAGCGGUGAACUCCAUUUUGAAUGCCACCAUCAUGAUCACCGUCAUCAUCGUCAUGACACUGGUGCUGGUGCUGCUCUACAAGUACCGCUGCUACAAGGUGAUCCAAGGCUGGCUGUUCCUUUCCUCUCUCCUUUUACUGUUUUUCUUCUCCUACAUCUACCUCAAGGAGGUUUUUAAGACCUACAACUUGGCGAUGGACUUCUUGACGAUUGCAUUGAUAAUCUGGAACUUUGGCGUGGUGGGUAUGAUGUGUAUCCACUGGAAGGGCCCCCUGAGACUGCAGCAGGCCUACCUCAUCAUGAUCAGCGCCCUUAUGGCUCUGGUCUUCAUCAAGUACCUGCCCGAGUGGACCGCCUGGCUCAUACUUGCAGUCAUCUCUGUUUAUGAUUUGUUGGCAGUGCUCUGUCCCAAAGGUCCUUUGAGGAUCCUCGUGGAGACGGCUCAAGAGAGGAACGAACCCAUCUUCCCGGCGCUCAUCUACUCUUCAACAAUGGUGUGGCUUGUGAACAUGGCUGACACUGAUGGACCUACAAGGAACUCAACAGGAUCUGCAUCUCAACAGGAAGCUCAACCAGCUGUGGCGUCUCCAGAACCCUCCACCCCAUCCCAAGACGACGGGGGUUUUACGUCGAACUGGGUCAGUCAGCAGGAACACCAGCUUGGCCCUCUCCAGUCCACAGAGGAGACACGGAGGGAGAUACAACAGAUGCCCUCCGCACGACCCCCACCUGAUGAUGACGAGGAAGAGCGGGGUGUCAAACUAGGACUUGGAGACUUCAUUUUCUACAGUAUGCUGGUGGGAAAAGCCUCAGCGAAUGGAGACUGGAACACAACGUUGGCCUGUUUCGUCGCCAUACUUAUUGGCCUGUGUCUGACCCUCUUACUCUUGGCCAUCUUUAAAAAAGCCCUCCCCGCGCUCCCCAUCUCCAUAUUCUUCGGUCUGGUUUUCUAUUUCGCCACAGACAACUUGGUACGGCCCUUUAUGGACAAACUGGCCCUUCAUCAGUUCUACAUUUAGCAGGACUCUGGCCCUGAAACCCACCUCACCUCAACACAACGUACACUGCUCUCUCUCUCUCUCUCUCGCUAACUCAACCCUAACUCAACUCAACAACAUGAGAGCGCCCCCUGCAGCCUGGAGGGGAAAAGACAUUGGUGCGGUGUAUGGACCCAUCCCGCUGCCACAUCUGUCUGAGAGAAUUGAUUGGAAUACAAGUUUUCGUUGAUCCUUUUCUUUUUGGCACGAUUGUUGUUAAUUUUAGAUUUUAAAUGACUUUUUUUCAAGGUCCGAGAGGUAACUACCGGAUUUGAUUUUUGGUUGACAAGAUCUUGUGGGAUCCAAUACUAAAUAUUGGGAGUGUUUUACUAUUAUUUAACAAGGGAGACUUUAUAAAGGCUACUCCCUGUGCUUCACAACCACCAAUUCAUUUCGGGGAAUCGAACCAUUUCUUUCUACUGUCGGCAAGUGAGCGGCUCUACUAAAGCGUGUGGGGGUUUGAAGUAGGUGCUUUGCUCAGGGACACUCUGGCGGUAAAGCUGUUAAAACAAAGGGAGACCAUUCCAUUGAGUCUUUCCUUAAAAAUGUAAUAACUUUUCACUAUUCAAA